AUGAAUUGGGCAAAUGACAGUUCCUCAAAAGGGUUUAUACUACUUGGCUUCUCAGAUAGUCCCUGGCUACAAAUGCCUCUCUUUGUGGUUUUGUUAAUAUCAUACACAUUCACAAUCUUUGGCAAUGUGUCCAUUAUGGUUGUGAGCAUUCUGGAUCCCAAACUUCACACACCCAUGUAUUUCUUUCUCGCUAAUCUCUCCAUCUUGGAUCUCUGUUAUACCACAAGCAUAGUCCCUCAUAUGUUAGCAAAUAUUUGUUGCAACAAAAACACCAUCAGCUACAGUGACUGCGUGGCCCAGCUUAUCAUCUUCCUGGCCCUGGGUGCCACAGAAUGUCUCCUCUUGGCUGUUAUGUCCUUUGUCAGAUUUGUAGCAAUCUGCAGACCACUCCACUAUGUAAUCAUCAUGAACCGCUGGUUCUGCUUAAGGAUGGCUGCCUUCUCGUGGCUCACUGGUUUCAGCCUCUCAGUGUUGCAGUCUUGCCUGACACUGAACAUGCCACGCUGUGGUCAUCGGGAAGUGGACCACUUCUUCUGUGAGGUUCCUGCCCUUCUCAAGUUGUCAUGUGCUGACAUAAAGCCUAUAGAGGCUGAGCUCUUUUUCUGCAGUGUAUUAAUUCUGCUAAUUCCAGUGACAUUGAUCCUGAUCUCCUAUGGCUUCAUAGCUCAAGCAGUGUUGAAAAUCAGGUCUUCAGAAGGAAGGUGGAAAGCUGUUCCCUAUUUUCAGGCUUUCAUGAUUUCACUGAAUUCUACCAAACAAAAGUCUUCCUUUGUUACAAAAACAAUAUAUGCGAACUAA
Molecule: messenger RNA, 798 nt
Organism: Marmota monax (woodchuck)
Lineage: Eukaryota; Metazoa; Chordata; Mammalia; Rodentia; Sciuridae
Product: putative olfactory receptor 2B3
Exons: 1
Coding region: 1-798 (265 amino acids)
Biological process (GO): G protein-coupled receptor signaling pathway
Cellular component (GO): membrane
Molecular function (GO): olfactory receptor activity; G protein-coupled receptor activity
Source: RefSeq, a predicted model, not a curated record